Molecule: messenger RNA, 2910 nt
Organism: Polypterus senegalus (gray bichir)
Lineage: Eukaryota; Metazoa; Chordata; Cladistia; Polypteriformes; Polypteridae
Product: small vasohibin binding protein
Exons: 3
Coding region: 161-361 (66 amino acids)
Biological process (GO): negative regulation of protein ubiquitination; protein secretion
Cellular component (GO): apical part of cell
Source: RefSeq, a predicted model, not a curated record
UAGUAGCCCCGCCAGGCAGGGGAAUCUUUUUUGCGACGCUCCAGAAAAAAAACAACCCUGUGCUCAAGCCGGAAGUGUGGCGUGCUUCAACCCUGCAGGUAAAACCCAAAUGAUGAUGCAGUAGCUUGCCUCUUACCUUUCUGGAAUAAACAAAGGCAUCAUGGAGCCAGGGGGGCGCAAGGAUAAGCAGAAGCAGAAGGAAACACCCACUCGAGCAGACAAGACGAAGCAGAAAUCUGCUCAGCAGGAGCAGAAACAGAGGCAGAGGGCUGAGAUCUAUGCCCUGAACAAAGUGAUGACAGAACUGGAGCAGCAACAGUUUGAGGCCUUCUGCAAGCAGAUGCAGUCCAAAGGGGAGUGACUGGAGCAGGGCUCGGGGACCUGGGCUCACGCAAUGCUCUGACUCGAGACCCUGAUGGCUUUGUAAGUGACAGUUGCUGCCAAUGGAUUGGCUCUGGUAACCUUAACCAUUGACCGGAAUGAAAGUGGGGUGGGCAUCCGAAGCUGUGCAGCCAUGCUAAAGUCCCGGAUGCCACACGCUUGUAAACAAAUACUCACGCCAGUCUUGGGAUUGAAUAUGUCUGUGUGAUGGUUGGUCAUUGGGGAGGUUGGGUUCAGAACAAUGAAAAAAAUGUAUACAAGUGGGUAUAAUUUAAUAGUUGAUAAUAAUUUUUUAUACAAAUUAAACUUGACUUUUUCCCAUUAAUGUAUCAGAUAGGAUUAUUAAAUAAAACAUAUUCUUGCACAAAGUUGUUCCUGUUUGGGUGAAGCACUAAUUUAGCCACAAUAUUUUUAUGCAGUCCUUGUAAUUUAUUGCCCCAAGUACCAACUCCUUAUGAUUUUUGAAACCUUUUGUUUGUGUAUAGACUCUUUUACACGUAGCAAAGUUUAAAUGAAACUACAGUAUUAUACUUAAAGGAGUACUAGGAAGCCAGCAAAAAUGUAUAAUGUAACAAAGCCAUUGUCCAGUUUCACAAUUUGGUAGUGAAAAAUUAACUUGAGGCUGCAGCAGACACAUGAAGUGUAACAUCCAUAAAGCCUCAGUUUUGGAGGGUCUUGUUGGUUGCCAAGUUUAUUUAGAAGUUUUGUUUACUGCCCUGCUUAGGAGUUAUAAAGCUGACAGUAAAGCUGGUCUUGGAUUUGUUCCCUUUGCUUGCGUGCUUACCUUGCAGUAAGAAAACAAUUCUGGGAUUGGCCCCAAAAUUGAUGCACAAGUGUAGGGAAUGUUGUAGGCUCUCCUUUCAGAGACAGCUGUUGGUCUGCCCCAUCCACGUUUGUAUAUGGAGCUGGUAGAUUUGUAAUAAAUGGUUGGAAAUUGAACUCAAAAGUAAAAUGACAGUUGUUAUAUCAGAGAGAGGGCCCUGAGGUCUGGGCUAGAAAGCCAGAUACACAGGGUUGGGGUUAGUGGAGGAUGAUUGUCUCGCAGGACAAAGGUGCUGGCACACACCUCCUAUAAAAAAAAAAAAAACUAUUUUAAUUAGAAACAUGGUGUGACUAUUAAAUAAAUACUCCCCCCAAACUUAUCCUUAUACUAAAAGUAUAAAUAGAUUUAUAACCAAGUCUAUAACAGGUAAGUAAAUCGGUCUAGGGUUAGGGUUAGAAGCCUGAGCUGCAGCUCUGUGACCUUCAGAUUGGAUUUACAGCUCGUGGCUGUGCAGGCAGUCGGUUCAUGUGCGGCUGCAGAUAGAAUUCUAAAGUGUCCCAGGCCUCCCUGUAGUUAAGACCAUUGGGUUUCCUCAUCUGGGAACUCCUGUUAAUUAAAUUUUACCACUGAAAAGUAAGCUUUAUAUACUGAAAUUUUUUAAUUAAAAAGAAAUGUGUCAAAACAUAUAACGGGAUUAGAAACACUAUACCCAAACAAAGAGGAGACAGAAAUAAAAGGGUAUGUGUACUGUGGAAUUGAUAAUGCCAUGUUACGUGCAAUUCCCCUCAAAAAGACUACAUGUUAUAUGUUGAAACUGUUACAAACAAUUGGGACAGUUUUUUCUUUGCUGCAAAUAAAUUUUACCUUGUUCCCCUGUUGUGUUUUUUGGAGACUUUAAAAACCAGAGAAUGUUAGCACAUUUACUGUUAAACUGCAGGGAAACAGAAUUUAAUUGUCAUUAUUUUUUAAUCUUUCUGCAUCAUUAUUUUGGUUUUCCCUUUAUGACUUGACAACAUUUAACAGCUGUGUUGUCAUGCACUGUUGCUAGGGCUGUUACUCUCCCAGAAGGCAUGAUGUGCCAUGUCACUGAUGCUAACACAUUACGCACCACAUUCAGUGCAGCACCUGUGGUUAAGGACUCACCUCAAGAAACAUGGCGUAUGAGCUCUUGGUAGUUUAGUGUCAUUUGGUCUUCAACCCUUAGCUAUUCACAUUCUGACUUUUAACUAUUCAGUGUCUCUCGAUUAUCGACAUCUAGCAGCUCUCCAGUUGAUAUCGUUGACAAGUCAGUGCUUUGGUUUUAGUAACAGUUUAGCUGGUUUCUGUUAUCGACUCUUGCUAUGAGCAUCUUGAACACAGUACAUCUUCCAUUCCAGUUAACCCAAUUCUAGCAGAUGGCCACAUUUCCAGUAGCCAGCAGACAGUUCAGGAGGGUAUGUUGGAACUGAAAAAGCUUGUGGUGGUUGUCCACUUUUUCCAAGCAGUUAUCCUAAAUAAACUGACGUGCAUAACGUGUAUUAACUAUAAACUAGACACCUCUAGGUCUGGAGAAAAAAUAUCCAGAAGCUUUACCCUGACUAUAAGCACAUUUGUUGCUGUGUGCUGGUUGGUGUCUGUAUGCUUUAGUCAAGCUACCAAUGAACAUGUAUUUUUCAGACUGUUUAACAAAUAUGCUGUUUUUCUAAUAUUAACAUCAUGAUAAAUUCUGAUAACUCUUUGUUGCUGUAGCUUGUAAUUUUUAUUUUUUAUAAAGGAUUAGAAACAAA